AUGAGGCUAGCAGACAUCACAGACAGUGCCGGUUUAAGCGAACGACUGAUCCAAUUCGCAUCGGAAAAUUUGGUGACUGAAGUGCUGAUCCAUCCUGCUGUGAGUACGUUGGCUCAGUGCGUGAGAAAUUUGCUGAGCAGCUUCACCAGACACCGGCACAUCAUCCACGCCGGAUACACAUAUGCAGCUAACGGAUCAUGGGCUUUACAAGACGGAACAUUUUCGUUGUCCGACUUUUCCGAAGCGUUUCAAGAGAUCGAAGUGCAACGCGUGAUCCGCGCCUACGAGAACGGCAUCUCCCUGGACUUGCACUGCUCCCCGGAAGGCGACUGGACCCGCCUUCCCAAGGAGAACUUCGCAAAGUGCUGCAAACUUCGCGUCAACCCGAACGACGUCCUCACGGCCGGAACUUCCUCCAUCACCAGCUUCGUAGACUACAUCGCGCCGUUUUUGAUUCCCUCGGUGAUUGAAAAUCUGCUGGAAAGUUCGGACGUGGUGGGAAACAUCCGGUUCUCCAGGCCGACUCUGUACGUGUUUCCGGGCGGUCAGGGCGACGCGGCGCUGUUCGGGAUCAACGGAUUCAACAUGCUGCUCGACGGCGGGUUUUCGAGGAAGGCGUGCUUUUGGGACUUUGUACGCCACCUAGAUCGGCUGGAUGCCGUGUUAAUGACGAGACUGAAUAAUAGCAACGUUAAUGGAAUUAGUGCUGUGUUAAAGAGGAAGAAACAGGAUGCGGUUUAUCCUCAGAUUGGCCAUUUCUUUUGCAAUAUUACGGAAAGAAAAACCUUGUUGAGUCCGGACGGAGACAAAGACAAGGACCCCCUGCUGAUAAACUUGCUGGAAGAGGGCCAGGAAAUCAUAUCCAACCUACGGCACCUCAGUCUGAACCCUCAGGUGUGUUAUCGCGAUUCCGAGCCCAUUAAUCUGUACCAUAAAGUAGGCCAUGGUACAUUAGACAUGUACGUUCUCAGUCCUGCCAAAGAUUCCAAAGAGGUUAGGGAUUUCCUGGUCAAGUGGAACCAGAGCGACCAGAAGUUGUUUGCCAACCAGAAAACCGGACGGGAUUUCAACAUCCCGGUGCAAAACAUGGUAUCGAUUUGCGCGCUGUUGGUGUGGCAGCCUGCUAAUCCCAAUGAUACUAUUACUAGAAUACUGUUUCCUGGUAGCAGCCCCCAAAAGAAAAUAUUCGAAGGGUUGGAUAGAAUUAGGCAGCUGGAUUGCGUUAAGCAUCCAGUGUGUUCGGAAAAAUCACUGAUGCCAGUCUCCCUAAUCCAAAAGUCCAAACAAAAAGACACACUAUUAGAUAAGGUUAUACCAACUGAAAAACCCAAAGUUCCUGUUGAGAAGAGAGAGAAACGGCAAGAAAACAAACUGAUUGAGAACAAUAUUAAAAAUGGCGAUAUGAACGGCGCCCCCAAAGAAAAAAUCGUUAAGAAAUCGGAUUCAACUGAUAGCGAGAAGAGCGCUAAAGUUAAGAAAUCCGACGAAAAAAUCAUCGAGAACGGUGACAAACCAAAGUCCAAACCAAAGGCUGCGCCUAAGCCACGCGCGGAUUCUCAACAGAGAAAAAAAGCCGCCAAAGCCGAAGCCGACAAGAAGGCCUCGCCAACAACUCCAAAGAAAACCGCAGAUAACAAAACGAACGGCGAAUCUAAACCAAAGACUGCUUUCAAACCAUCCCCCUCAGCGACCCCGGCCAAAAGUACAAAAGACGCAAACAAUCGCAAGGUAAUCGAAUCCAAAAAAGCUGUUCCCAAGAAACCCGAACCGAAACCGGAGCCUAAGCCUAAAGUGGAAAGGAAACCCAUAUCCAGGCGCCCCAAGGAAGCCCCCAAACCAAUCAGCCCCAUCAAAAAAGUUAACGGUGUUCAGAAACCUGAUAGUAUAUCCAAGCGUGGAAAACUAGACAAAGAGGGCACAACCGACUCCAGCACCUUGACUCCGGAAGAAUUGCAACAACUGAAAGAAAAAGAGUUGGCUGAUCUUAAAGAGGAACAGGAAGCUGUUAAAGAACUCGAAGCUGUAUUCAAGAAAGCUGAAACAGUUAAGGGUGAGGAAGAACCCUCAAACCUAAGAAAAGUAAAAGAAGCCUCUAUUGAUGAUAAACUUGAAAAUGAAGAAUACCUUAUCGUGGAAAAAGAAGAAAUCGAACACGAUUCAUUGGACGACAAAGUCAAGGAAGACGAGACACAAAAACACGCUCGAGACAGCGAAGAAUCAGAAAAACAGAGAAAAUUAAGCGGCGAAUCUAUCAAAAUCACUACCAAAAUAGUAGAAGUAACAAACGAAACCCGCGAAGAAAUAAGCGAAGAAGUACGGAACAUCGUGGAAGAAGCGGCUGAAUUGGCAAAAUCCAGAGAAAACAGCCAAGACAACAAAGUGGAAGAGGCAGCUGUUGAUAAAAAAGAAGCCGACGAAGAAGUGAAAGAGGUCGCGCAAGAAUCUCAACCGGACGAAAAAUGUUCAGCAAAUGUUGAAUCGGGAGCGACAACAACCGCUCCCACUUUACCUGAAGACGAAAGAAUUCCCUUGGACGAAAUUAAAGAAGAUAACGCUCAGGCGGUCGUCGAGGAAAAACAUAUCAAAGAAGAAACCAAAGAAAAAGAUAUCCCAGUAAUUCAUUUACCUCCGAAAACUGUUGAUGCCAGCAAAAUCUCGCCGGUGAUCGGCAUCAAACUCGACAAGCAAGCCCAUAUCAAAGAUAUAGUUAAAACUCCAGACGAAGUCGCUGAUUUGCCUAUGCAUGAAGAAGUUGACGAUAUAGAGUUCGAAUACUCUCACGAAUUAAAAGCCACUGAUGUACCAGAAAAAAUUCACGAUGCUGACAAAAAAGAUAAACCUGUAGAAGAAACGGACGCCAAACCUAUAGAAGGAAGCCCAACAGAUAAGGAGAAGCUUAAAGAACUAACCGAUAACGUCAUUCAAAAUGAAGCUGCAAUUGCAACUGAUAUUUUAAGAGACAACGAAAAAGAAAUAUAUGCUUUACCAGAAGUAAAAAAGGAACAAAUAAAAGAAACAGAUGCCGUCUGUACCAAAGAGUCUACAAAAUCACCUGACGAGGAGAAGGAGAAAGAUGAACAUGAAAUUGAAAAAGAAGAUAAAGUUGAUUUAAAAUCACCCGAAACUGAAACCAAAGAAAUAAGCAAACAUCCUAAAGUAGAAGUAGAAGAAGAAAAUAAAAAGGCUGUCGAGGAGGAUAGCAAGAAGCCAGAAGAAAAGGCCGAAGAAAGUAAAAUACCGGAAGAAACUAGUGAAAUAACAGAAAAACACAAAAAAGAAAACCUGGUUAAGGAAGAAAUAAAGGAAAAAAUAGAAGACCAAAAAUUGGAAGAAUCCAAGGAUAUUUUACAAGAAGAUGAAGUACGGGAAGAUAUACACAGCAAAGUACAAAUAGAAAAGGCUGAAACAGUUAAGACUGAAAUAAUUACCAAAGAAAAAGAAGUUGUUGAAACUAAACUUGAUGCUGCAAAAAAUGAGGAAACUGUUAAAGAUGAUAAUAAAGAAGAAACAAAAUCCGAACCACCAGAAACUUCACAAGACAUUGUCGAUAAAUUAAAUAAAAUUGACGAUGACACAAAAGAAGAAGACACCAAAAAGGACGAUGAUAAAAUUCAAACAGAAAAGAAACCUGUCAAAAUAGAAGAAGAAAUUAAAGAAACUGAAAUAAUAAAAGAGGAAAUAUCAGUACCUGAACAAGCAAUGCGUAGGCUUUCUGCCCAAAUGGAUGGUAUGUCGAAAGUUGAAGAUAAAUUAGAUGAACUUAAAAAUGAAGCUGCCGAAAACGUUAUUAAAGAUGACACAAAACCAGAAAGUAAAAAAGAAGAUGACGAGAAAAUUGAUAGUGAUACAACUGCAAUUAAAACAGAGGACAUUAAAGAAGACGAAAAUAAAACCGAUGAUAAAAUAGCGGCACCCGAAGAAGCCAUACGAAGACUAUCCGCUCAAAUGGACGGUAUGUCAAAAGUGGAAGAUAAAUUGGAAGAACUUAAAAAUGGUAACGCUGAAACCGUUCACAUAGAUCAUAAAACUGAAGAGACACCUCUGCAUGCUGAACAAGUUAUAAUAUCUUCAGCAACCACACCAGAUUCUCCAAUGACAAUUGAACCACCACUAGCGGACCUUCCUGACAAAAUUGAACUAGGAAGAAAAUCACCCAAAGAGCGCGAAGAAGAUGUAAUCAAAAUCGUGACUAAAGUUGCUGAAGUUCUCAAAUCAGAUGCUCCAUUAGAACAAUUCAAAGGUACAAUUCCUUUGGCAGCUUUUCCAUAUACAACCGAAUUAAGAGAAACUCACAUCACAACAGUUGAGUCUCCUUUAACAGAAAGUAAAGACAUAACUACGAUACCUGAAGAACCUUACGAUUUAAAAAUUGCUUCUUCUGUAUUCAUAGAAGAAGAAAGACAACAUCCACCAAUACCUGAAGUCGACGAAAAAUCCGAACUUGAGCAAAAACGUGACAGCCUCAUUAAAGAAACUCAAGAAUUAAUGAUGGCCAGUUCUAAGAUACUUCAAGAUAUCAAAUCAAAAGCUGACGAAAACGAUAAAGUUGAAGAGGAUCCCGGCACUGUACAUCGCAUGUUGGUGACAGCUUCAAGUGAAGAUGGUGGCGAAGAAAUUGAAAUUUGUCCACCGGGCACCAUAACUUUCUCGAAAAGUUCAGAGAGUUCGGGAAGAUCAUCUCCGGAAAUAAGAAUGUCAUCCAAAAAAUCAUCAAUUGUCGACACUGCAUCAGAGUCUAUUGUUACCAUUAUUAAAGAAACCGAAGAAAAAGAAAUAAAAGAAGAAAAACACGAGAGCAAGGAGGAAACUUUGGAAGUGAAGGUUAAAGAUGAAAAGAAAGAAUCUGGUAUUUCCACGCCUGACUUAAAAGAUUCUAAGGAGGCUUCAGGAAAGACAUCCCCUCUUUUACUUGAAAAGGACUCAGGACAAGCUUCACCUUCAUUAGAAAAGCCAAAAAUGCCUGAAACAAUAAAUGAUUCCAAAGAUGCUUCAGGGAAAUCAUCGCCUGAUCUUUUGGUUAAAGAAUCUCACAUUGAAAUGUCAAAAGAAGCUUCUGGAAAAUCCACUCCUGAUCUACCAGCUUCAGGUAAAACAUCACCUGCUCCUGCAGAAAAACCAAAAGAAACACCAGAAGAGAAAGAGAAAGCAGAUUCUGGAAAAUCAUCCCCAGAUAUUAAAGAUAAUUCAGGAAAAACUACACCAGAUAUAAAUAAAAGCCUCUCUGAAAAAUCCACCCCCGACAAUAAGGAAAGAAAAAAAUCAAUUCAGGAAGAAGUCAUUACCAAAAAAGUAGCAGACCAAAGCGAAAAUACGCCUGAUGCAAUCAGAAAAGAAUCUUUAAAACAUGACGAUAAUAAACUUACCGAAAUGGCAGGCCUUAAUGGAAAAGUAUCCCCUGCAUUAAGCGACAAAGAUUCGAGUCCUAAAAAAUCUGGAAAAUCCACACCAGAAGAAAAACCGACAUCAAGAAAAUCCAGUAAAAACUUGGAAAUAGACCUAUCAAGUACCAAAGUAUUAUCUGGUAGAAAAUCACCGGAUGUAAUCUUUUCACAAGAAACUGAUCUUUUACUAAGAACUGAAAUCCCAACACCCGACCAAGAAGAAAAACACGACAGUUCUAAAGAUGAAAUUGGUUUAAAUUUAAAACAAGAAUUUGACGCUUGCAAAAAAGAUCCAUCUGGAAAAUCCACGCCAGAUUUAACACCAAAAAACUUGUCUGGACAAUCCACCCCCGAAAUUAAAGGAGAAACUAAAGGAUCCUCUGGAAAAUCAACUCCAGAUUUAAAAGGCAAAGAUACAAUGGAACAGGCUAAAACUGAUACUGAUAAACUAUCUGGAACUUCGACACCUGAUGUAAAAGAAACAUUGUCUGGCAAAUCUACACCAGAUAAUAAAGAUGCCUCAAGAAAGCCAUCCGUGGAUAUUAAAUAUCUUGUUUUAGAUGAAAAAGAAACUAAAGAUCCUAAAUCAGAAAUUGUGAAAGAAGUUGAAGAUAUUAAAGAUACAGUCGCCGAAAUUAAAGAUGAAAUUAAAGACACAAAAUCUAAGGUCACCGAAGAAAUUAAAGAUACAGCUGCCGAGACAUCAAUUGACAUUAAAGAUAAAGCUGCAGAAAUCAAAGCUGACAUCGCAGAAGCAAAAUUUAAAAUAACCGAAGACAUUAAAGAUACGAAAUCAGAAAUAGUGGAAGACAUCAAAGAUAAAGUCGCAGGAAUUAAAGAGGAAAUCAAAGAAGUUAAAUCAGAAGUAAAAGAAGUAAUUGAGGAGACUGGUGGAUUUUUCAGUAAACUUGGAUCUUCUAUUAAAUCUGCAUUUAGCAGUAGCAAAGAGGAAAUAGAAACUGUUGCGUCAACCAUUACAGAAUCGGUAGAUAAAGAUAUAACAGAAGUAAAGGAUGAAAUCAAAGAUGCAUCAAGAAAGUCAUCUAUGGUUUCAGAAAUUAAAGGUGAAAUUAAAGAUUUCAAAGAAGAAAUAAAAGAUGCAUCCAGAAAAUCAUCCAUUGAUGUUAAAGAUCAGGUUGCAGAAAAUAAAACAGAAGCAAAAUCUGAAGUUGAAAAAGAGGUUGACGAUGUAAAGGAAGUUCUUGAAGCUUCUUCUAGAAAGGCAUCAAUUGAUAUUAAAGAAAAAAUUGCAGAAAUACAAGAAGAAAUCAGAGAAGCAAAAUCUAAAGUUGAAAAAGUAGCCGAUGAUAUAAAAGAAGAUAUUAAAGAAACAUCUGAAAAGGCGUCAAUUGACAUACAAGACAAAGCAGACAGUAUAGGGGAUGAUAUUAAAAAUACAAAAACUGAAAUAAUAGAAGACAUUAAAGAUAAAGUCGCAGACAUAAAGGAUGAAAUCAAAGAGGCCAAAUCAGAAGUAAAAGAGGUAAUUGAAGAGACGGGAGGAUUCUUUAGCAAACUUGGAUCAUCAAUUAAAUCUGCAUUUGGAGGUAGCAAAGAAGAAAUAGUAGAGGAAGUAAAGGACGCAUCAAGAAAGUCAUCGAUUGGUGUUAAAGACAUGAUUGCAGAUAUCAAAGAAGAAAUUAAAGAUUUUAAAGAAGAAAUUAAAGAUACAUCCCGGAAGUCGUCUAUUGAUAUCAAAGACAAGGUUGCAGAAAUAAAAGAAGAAAUUAAAGGAGCAAAAUUCGAAGUUGAAAAAGAGGUUGAAGAAACAAAAGAUGCAUCCAUAAAUGCAUCUAUUAUCAUUAAAGACAAAAUUGCAGAAAUAAAAAAAGAAAUAAAGGGGGCAAAAUCUGAUGUUAAAAAAGACGUUAAAGAUAUAAAGGAAGAUAUCGAAGAUUCUUAUAGAAAGGCAUCAAUUAAUAUUGAUGAUAAAGUUGCAGAAAUCAAAGAAGAAAUUAUGGGAGCAAAAUCUGAAGUUGAAAAAGAAGUUGAAUAUGUAAAGGAAGACAUUAAAGAUGAAUCCAGAAAGGCAUCAAUUGAUAUAAAAGAUAAGGCAGCAGAAAUUAAAAAAGAAAUUGCAGAAGCAAAAUCCAAAAUGGCAGAAGAUAUUAAGGAUUCAGCAUCCGAAAUUUUAGACAACAUCAAAGAUUCUUCCAGAAAGUCUUCAAUCGACGUUAAAGAUAAGGUUUCCGAAAUCAAGGAAGAAUUAAAAGAGGCUUCAAGAAAGGCUUCAAUCGAUAUUAAAGAUGAAGUUUCAGAGUUAAAGGAAGAAAUUAAAGAAUCUAAAUCAGAAGUUAAAGAAGUCAUUGAAGAAACCGGUGGAUUCUUUAGCAAACUUGGAACAUCCAUAAAAUCUGCAUUUGGUGGUAGUGACGACAAACUGGAAGCCACUGCUACAGAAAUAAAUGAUGAAGUUAAAAAAGAAAUAAAACCAAUUGAAACAGUAGAGGAAGUUAUUGAAGCACCGACAAAAAUUAGUAGUUAUUCCUUGGAAGCAACUUCAGACACUGCUACUCAUAAACCAAGAAGUCUGGAAGAAAGCGAUAUUUUAAAAAACCUCGAAUCAAUGAUUGUAACGAAUAUUGAUGAAGAAGUUUCCUCACCAAAAAUUAGAAGCAAAAGAGAAAUAAAGUUGGAAUCACCCAAGGCCGAUUCGCCUCCAUCAAAAUGCGAGGAGCCAAUUUGCAAAAAGGUUGAAGUUAAACCACUUAUUGAUGACUUUGAUAUAUUAAACACCAUUGGAUCAGCAAUUGGAGGUAUUAUUGGCGAUACCAAGGAUGCCAUAGAAAAAUGUGCCACUGAUUUCAAGGACACUAUUGAACAUGAGACCAAAGAAUUGGGUAAUACGAUACAAAAAGCUGUUCACACUGCCGAAGAAACAAAAACUAACGUCGAGAAAUUUUUGGACGAUAAGAAAACGGAAAUUGAGACCGAAGUCACCGAAAAAAUUGCUGACAUCGAUGGAAAAAUUAAAGAUACAGUUCAAAUUACAACUGAUACCCUAACACAAGUCAGUUCAACUGUCGAAACAAAAGUGGAAGAUACCAAGAAGGAAAUUGAAAAAAGCGCUCAUGAAAUGAAGGACACCCUUGAAACAAAACUAUCUGAAUCAGUACAAUCAACUGUUUCCACUAUAGAACAAAAACUGACAGAAGUAAAAACCACAAUAGAUGACAACAAAGCUGUCUACGAAAACACUGUUUCCGAUAUUCAGGGAAAAUUAAAGGAAACUGCUGAAAAAACAGACAGUUUUAUCGACCAAAUCGGCACAAACUUAAAAACUAACAUUAAAGAUGCCACAGCAGGGUUGGAAUUAAAAAACCUCUUGGACGAUGGAAAGAAUAAGAUUGCUACCUCAGCUGAAGCUACUAAGUCAGUUGAUGAGAAAGUAGAUGAUAAACUUUCCGAAACUAAGGAGUCCUUAGAAGACAAUAAACCUAAAGACGAAAUUAAACCAGACGAUUUAAUCGGAGCACUUGGUAGAGAAAUCAAAGACGAAAUCGAAGAGAAUAAAAAGGAAUUGGAAAAUAAAUCUUCUGGUGUACAAGAAAUUGUAGAUCAAGAAUCUGAUAAAAUUGCUUCCGACCUGAAAGAAUCUGUGGCCGAUAAAGUUGAAAGCGUUGAACAAGUAGCCAAAAUAAAGGAAUCUGAAAAAACCAAAAAGGAAGAAAUAAAGGAAACAGUUGAGGAGGCAAAAGAAAAAGCUGAUGGAUUAUUAAGCAACAUCGUUUCUGCAGUGGGUCAUGCAAUUGAUGGGGUCCAGAAAGAUAUCGAGGAAAAAACUACUGACUUAAAAGGUACUAUUCUAGAAACUGAAAUCACCGUUAAAGAAAACGCUAUUGAUAAAAUUGAAGAUAUUAAAGCGCAAGAUAAAGAAACCAAAGAAGAAGCUCCAGGUCUCUGCAAUGCAAUAGACUCUAAAGUAGACGAAAAAUGCAGAAUCGUAAUCGAUAAGCUGGAAGAUGCAUUUGAACUUAAAGUCGAUGAUGAUGAACCUUUAGUAAACGGACAAUUGGAACAAAUUCAAGAGGGUGCAGUUAGUUUGAGAAAAAUGAGCGAAGCUUUGGAUAAAACGAUAAAUGAGUUCGCCAGCAAACUUGAAGCUGAAGCUAAGGAGACAAAAGAAGCUACCCUUGAAACUGCGUCAAAUGUGGAAAGCAAGAUUGAAGAGGCGAAAAAAGAUGUAGAAGCCAAGGUUGAUGAUAUAAAAGAAUCGUUGGAAACAAAAGUAAGUACAACCAAAGAACAGGUUAAAGAUACUAUUGAUGCAAAGACAUCCGAGUUAAAGGAGGAAGCAAAAUUAGCGCUGGAUAAAUGUGAAGAUACAGUAAAACAAGUGGAAGAAGUGGUUUGCGAGAAGGUAACUUUAGCCAAAGAUCAAUGUGAUAAAGCUGUUAGUGAUAUAACUGAUACAGUUCAAAAACAAACUUCCGAUGUAGAAGUUGAAUUAUCCGAUACGGCUGCCAAAGUAGAGAGUAGUAUUAAAGAAAAAUUCGAUGAGGUUGAUGACAAACUAGCCGAAGCAACUAAAAAAGUGGGUGACACUCUUGAAACUGCAUCUGAUAUGACCAAAUCUUUCUAUGGUAAACUAGAAGAUGAAGUUGGCACUGUUAAAGAAAAGAUUGGCGAAGAAAAGGACAAGGUAGAAAAAGCUGGCGAGCAUGUUGUGGAGGAAAUUAAGGAUGUAUUUCACAGUGUGGGCGAUAUGGCAAAAUCAAUAUUCUCUUCCAAUGAAGCCGAAAAAGCCAUAGAAAAAUCUGCUGACGGUCUUACAAAAACCUUUGAUACCAUGACGGACAUGUCCAAAUCUGUGGUGUUCGAAAAAUGCGAUAAAGAACCAGAACCAAUAUCUCCUGCUGAAUUAAAACAAGCGUCUGAAAGUAUUGAAAAAACGGCUGAUGAUAUAACCAGUGCAUUUGAUGCUGUUACGGAUAUGACCAAGUCUGUUAUUUUCGAUAAAAUGGAGGAUUUGGAUAAAGCCAGUAAGACAGUGGAACGAGGUGCCAAAGAUAUUUCGGACACUUUCGAAACUGUUACUGAUAUGUCAAAGUCAGUGAUCUUCGACACUGUAGGAGAUUUAGAAAAAGCCAAAGAUGUAGUAGAAAAAUCCGCGACUGACUUGGCUGAAACUUUCGAUUCAAUAUCCGAUAUGAGUAAAUCCAUUCUCUUCGAUAAGUGCGAGGGAAAGGAUGCAGGUAAAGCGUCUUCGGUGGUUGAAGAAUGCGUGGAAAAAUGUGAUAAAUCCAAGGUAAUCAAGGAUCAAGUAGAUAGCGUAUGUAGCCUGGAUAAAAAGACUGAUAAAAUAGAAACAGGAAUUGAAAGUAGCAUUGCAAGUAACGAAAAUAUGUUGAACGUUGCGCAAAACGACGCAAAGAAACUAUCGAUAUCCGAUGUUGAAAUAUCCUUAGGUGAAGCAAAGGAUGAUGAUAUUAGCAAAAGCCCCAAGCAAUUAAGCGGCAAAUCUACACCGGACAGUAAACUUGAAUCACAUAUCCAUGAUAUUCCACCUGUGCCUGUAAGUCCUCUCGCUAAAGACAUGAAGAAACCUGCUAACGAAGUCGUUUCGGCCAUAAAAGAUGAUACUAAAGAUAUUAGAAGUUACACCCCUGGCAGUGACGACUACGAAAUACCAUCAGCACAUAGCGGUAUUUCUUCAAGUCAAUUUUCAGAAAAAAUCGAAAGCGACGAUGAAGAAAUCCCCGGUUCGCCACAGAGCAUGACGUCACAAGUGGCUCAUUCGCAGUCAUCUUCUCACUAUGACUUUGAUGAGGAUGCUAAUAGGAUAUCCACAAAAAUGGAUCCUAUGAACAUGUCGUUCUACGGGGCUCUACCAGACGAGCCUGAACAACCUCCACCAACUUAUUUGUAUGAGAUUACCAAAGCCAAAGUGAGCAGUCAGGUUAAAGAAGAUGAUAAUAAAGUGAUAGAGAAGGUAGAUAGCAAUAUACAAUUAGAUGAAAUGAAUAAAAAUGGCGCGCAGGGCGGUAGCAGUCUUAUGACCGCUAGCUUUAUGGGUGAGCUACCAGCAGAUGAAACUAAAGAUGAAAAAGAUGAAAAAGACCCUAUUGCUUCUUGGGGUAAACCAUUGGGAUUACCAAGCCCUGCACCGCCAGAUAACAAAGGCACUCCCAAGAAGGAGAAGAAGUUACCACCAAACGUAACCGCUAAAAAUAAGUUGAACGAUGACAGAAAACGAUCGGAAUCGCCGUCGAAAUAUAGAAAUAAGAGGCUGAAUCCUGUUUACGUUGACUUGACGUAUGUGCCCCAUCAUGGAAACUCCAACUAUUCCUACGUGGACUUUUUCAAGAGGGUCAGGGCGAGAUACUACGUUUUUUCGGGUAUUGAACCGAGCAAAGAAGUUUACAACGCUUUGUUGGAAGCCAAACAAACUUGGGAAGACAAAGACUUAGAAGUGACAAUUAUUCCGACUUAUGACACCGAUAUUUUGGGUUAUUGGGUGGCCGAAAACGAGGAACUCCUGACCAAAUACAAGAUCGAUCUUUCGCCGUCAGCCAGUCGUUGCACCAUCAAUUUGCAAGAUCACGAGACAUCCUGUUCAGCUUACCGUCUGGAAUUUUAAAUCGGUUUCGAUUGAAACAAAUUUUAAUUUUUUUAUUUUAAUCAAACCAAACAAAACAACUCCCCUUAAUGAAUAGGCGACGGCUUUGAUGCCACAACGAAAUUAGACAAUUUCGAAACGUCCAUUUUACUUCGCCAAGGUAUAACGUGUCUCUUCCCUGUUUAUACCUCUUUAACCUAAAUUAAUGUUACGAACGGUCUUCAUGAAACCAAAUAACUCAAUUAACUAGACUAGAAAUAGUUAUUGUUAAAAUCACCCCCUUAAAAUUUUAGACUGGUUCCAGGAGAACAAAGUUAGGGCAUUUUAAAUUUCAAAUAAUUUAAAUGUUGUUAAAAAAUGCUUCGUCAUCAAUGAUUCUCUGGAGGAAUCAUUGACGAUGGCACUUGUUACACAUGGAAAUAUGUGUAAACUUAGAAUUAUUAAGUAAGCUAUCAACAUCAUGGCUAGAGAUCGCGGGAAGUAAUUUAAUAGCCUGCAUUAACCGAAAACCAAUUUCCAUAGACAAUCUACUCCACUAACUCACCGAUACUUUAAUACUUGUGCAGUUUUCGGCCAACAAUUAAAUCUUAAGUGCGCGUUAAUGCUUUCGCUAUUCAAUUAUUUCUGUUGCUUUAUAUGUAUUAUUAUACCUACCUAAUAUAAUCUAAUGUGAUACCCCUAGUUUAUGUUAGCAAUUUGAUGUCCCCUAAACGGCUGGUUUUAUGUACUGCCUCGUGUGGCCGUUUCUGUUUUAAGCAUUUUGAUACAGACACGCUUUUAGACUCACCAUGCCAAAGCAAUUCUUUCUAAGUUAUUUAUUUUUCGUUUCGCGUGCAAUAUAUUUAUUGAUAAUGUUAGUGUACUUAUUUAUUCAGCCAAAUUCGUUUUCAUUCAAUAACUAUGUUUGUUGAGGCCUAUAAGAUACGAGAUGCUUAAGGUGUGAUUGGUAUUAUAUUAAAUUUUAUAGUAUAAUUUAGUCAGUCCUUGUUAUUUUUUGAGUUCAGAUUAUUUCGACGGGCUUGUGAUUUUGAUUUCGCAUUGGUUAAUAAACUGUAUACGUGUUAAGUUAAAUAGAUGAGGGGCCACUGAAAACGAAAUGAAAAAUUCUCUGAACUCGAAAAUGGGACGAAAUGAGGCAAAAUUGAGCUUGUACUUAGUACGCAAUAAAGAUAUUGUUAACUAAAUAUGUAAGUAUGGUGCUAACAGAGUAUGCCUUGAAGGUUUUUCUAAUUAUGGCGAAGUGCGUCAUCUGGAAAGUAGAUAUAAAAAAAUUGAAUUCGAAUGUCCGUUAGAGGAAUAAAUUCAGUAUAAAUCAAUGGAAGAAUUUGUUUAUCAAAGUCAAUGGUUUUGCUUUUAUUUAACGCACAUGUACAACCAAUGAUUUCUACUGAAUUCCAUUUUCUGAGAGAGUCACUUUAUAUUUAUGUUAAAACAUGAAAACAUCUAACGUUACUUGCAGUUUCACUUUAAAUUAACUACAUAUAUAUUAAAGAAAACAUAUAGCUUCUAGUCAAAAAUUUGAUCUUUUAGCUUAAAAUGUUAUAAAAGUUACAUAUAUUCAAUCGCAAUUAAUGUAUGGGAUAUGUAUGAAAAAAUAAAUUUUAAAAAUAAUCCAAGUAUUUUAUUUAUUAAUCUAUAAUAGUUCAGUCUAAAAAAACGAGUAAUGGAGAAAUAUAAAGGUAGAUCAAUAAGUCCUCACAAAAUUAAAGAGAUUUUUCCUGAUAAUUGCAAUAUUGGUAGAUUUCAGCCAUAGCUUAGCUUUUUACAAAAUACACAAAUUAUUAUUUUUUUAAUUUUAAGUUUUUAAUAAUUUUUAGAAAUUUCGAUUUUUUUGAAAUUUUUUAAUAUUUUAACAAUUUUGGAAAAUUUGAAAUUUUUUAAAAUUCCACAAAUUUGUUACCGUUUUUUACUCGUCAUACCCUUUCAUUUGAUACUUAAUGUCAAUCGUCGGCCGCCAUAUUGAAUUAAUAUUAUAUAAUAGCAUAGCAAUACAAAAUAAUAAUAAUAAUAAUAAUAAUAGUUUAUUAGCAUCAUACAUAUAAAAAAUUGUAAAUUAAAAAAAAUUAAAAGUUUGAAUUGAAAAAUGAUGGGGUUCGGAGAGUGGUUUUCGUUUCUCUUAUCCAAAGAAUGCCUUUUUGCGUUUACAGAAUGUUUAGAUUGAUUCAGGUUUUUUUUAAUAUCGAUUUUAAGUUUUAUUAAUUUUGGAACCCGAAAACCCGUUAUUUAUUAAUUUAAACUAAAACAAAAAAAAUGAUGGGGUUCUGAAAGUGGUUUUCGUUUCUCCUAUCCAAAGAAUGCCUUUUUGCGGUUACAGAAUGUUUAGAUUGAUUCAUUUUUUUUUUUAAUAUCUAUUUUACGGUUUAUUAAUUUUAGAACCCGAAAAACCGUUAUUUAUUAAUUUAAACCAAUUAACUGGUAGGAAAUUGUUGUCAUAACAAUAAAUUAAAAAGAAAUAAUAAAAAAAACAAAAAUUAAAAUGGGUGUAAACAUGUCACUAAAAGUACAUUUGCUCCAUGCACAUCUUGCCCUGUUUGAAAAUCAGCUGUCCACCGAAUCAGAAGAGAAUCAAACAAUAAUGGAAAUGGAAAAUCGUUAUAGAGGAAACAGGUUUGAUUCGAUGUUGGCACAUUUUUGUUGGUCUAUGGCAAUGGAAAUUUUGGCAUAAAAUUAUAAAUAAAAUUUGUUACACCUAUCUUUUAUGUUGAUCCAUUCUAUUUGUUAAAAAGAAUAUGUUUUUAAUAAUUAAUUUAAUAAUAAUAAUAUUAAUUACCAUAAUUAUUAUUAUGGUAGAAGCGAAAGAACUAAGAAAUUGCUCUACAACAUAUUAAAUCCAGAAAAAGGUUCAAUUUUUUAAAAAAUUUGCAUCCUAUUGUUCUCAUUAUUUUUUUCUUUAUUUGAUUGUUAUUACUUUAUAAAACAAUAUACAAAACCAAUAGUUAUCUUUUAAGACUAAUUAUUUAUUAUUUUUUAAAUUGAUAUUAAAAAAAAAACAGAAUCAAUCUAAACAUUCUGUAAACGCUAUAAUUCAUGAUUUUGAUUGUAGAAACCGAAAAUACUUUCAGAACCCCAUUAUCUUAAUUUUUUCCGAAAAUGUUGCACAGUGAAUUUGUAUUGUUAAUAACAAUAUAAAAUUACUUAACUUAUAUAUUACUUAACAUUGCCUCUGUGCGUGGUUUGCUUUUUGAAAUCGAUUUAAGCUAAAUAUAUACUAAAGAUUUUAUAAUUGAAAGAAAAAAAAUAUGAAAAUGUCAAAAAAAAAUUAAAUAAAAAAAAAUUAGUUUUAUAAAUUUAGUGAAUUAAAAAAAUGGAAAUUUUAAAUUUUUUUAAAAUCCAAAAAUUUCACAAAUGUGUCACUUACCAAAAUAUUUGAAUUUUAAAAUUUUAAGCGAUUUUAAGAAUUUCGUAAUUUAUAAAAAAUUUAAAUUUUGUAAUGUUUUACAUACAAAUUGUUGGAAUUUUAAAAAAAGUCUACUCGUCAUACCCUUUUAUUUGAUACCCAUAUGUCAUGUCAAGGAGGUUGUAAAGAAACAGGCAAUCCUAUUGGAUUAAUUUAUUUAUAUUUCUCUCUUACUUAUGCACAGCCCCUCAUUUAUAACGCCACGACAUACAAGCAAAUAUGAUCCCCUCUACUUUUACUCGUGUCCAAUCUUACUUGUAUCCAUUCUCUUAAACAGCCAACUUCAUGGUGUGGAAUUUUUGUUAUCUGCUACAAUUUUACUCACAACUUUAAUAAAAUGAAUCAACCCAAAAAAUGUGUUUUUGUAGUGUUUUGUCAGGACUUAUUGACCCUCGUUAAACAGGUAAAUAUCACAAUAGAAGAAAAUGAGCGCGACUAAAUAAUAAUAAAUAAUGGAAUUCAAUGAAAUUAACGCUGCAAUCUACAAUCUAGUAUCGUCGGGCAUUUUUUCAAAAUACGCUAUUUUGCCUUCAUCCACUUUAUAAUCGUGAAUCCACCUACUGCCUUUUCUCAAGCUAUCGUCUAUGCCAUCCCUCCAAACUCCGGCCGGUAAGUAAACUUCCCUCUGUCUUGCUCCAGCAUACAAAACCGGAGCCACAAUAAUUUCAUCUCCAAUCAAGAAUUCGUCCACAACUGUGUGACAGGCCGGGUCGUUGGAAUCCAGCAUCCAUAACGGCCGAAUUAUGGGCAAACCAAAGUUUAUCGCUUCUUUUGAGAACUUCUUCAGCAGUGGAGUUAUCUGUUUCAACCAAAUAUUAAAAUAAAAAAGUUACCCUUGUGGAAAUUUUU
This is a messenger RNA of Brassicogethes aeneus, 16186 nucleotides long. The record is from the annotation of a GenBank genome assembly. Lineage: Eukaryota; Metazoa; Arthropoda; Insecta; Coleoptera; Nitidulidae.